Messenger RNA from Penicillium vulpinum, 1194 nucleotides. RefSeq names its product alpha/beta hydrolase family protein. The record is from RefSeq and is a predicted model, not a curated record. The coding region runs from base 1 to 1194 and encodes 397 amino acids. Lineage: Eukaryota; Fungi; Ascomycota; Eurotiomycetes; Eurotiales; Aspergillaceae. The transcript has a single exon.
AUGAUCAUGGCUCGACUCAGCUCAGACGAAUCCUUUCACUUCGAACUCCUCCGGCUUCUCGCUCACUCCAGCCAUGGGGGUGCUGACGUCGGCGAGGUCCUUGCCAUGAGCGCUGAAAUAAUACCUGGUGAUUUCGAAUCCUUUUCUGCUGUCUUCAAUAAAAGAGCAGACCGUAUCCUUGAACAGAGAAAAAGCAUGACAAAUGAUAUCUCUAUCCGCGAUGCCAUGUUCCGAGCGUCCACCUACUACCGUGCUGCUGAUUUCUACAUCCACGGCAACUGGGAUGAUUCACGCAUCAUGUCAUUGUGGGAUAAACAGGCUGCCUGUUUUGACGAGGCGAUGGCCCGACUUCCCUUCCCAGGCUAUCGCAAGGAGCUCCCUGGACCCGGGUGCAAUAUUUCCAUUAUUUUCUUCCCCGCAAGUAAUGACAAUGAGAAGCGGCCGACUCUCAUCCUCGGUAGCGGUUAUGAUGGGUCCAUGGAAGAAAUGUACCACCUGCACGGUGCUGCCAUUCUCGAGCGUGGCUGGAACGUGAUCUGCUAUGAUGGACCAGGGCAGAUCUGCACGCGUCGCUACCAGGGCGUCGGGUUUACCCACGAGUGGGAGCAUGUUCUUACUCCCGUUGUGGACUUCCUCGAGACUCUCCCCACUGUUGAUAUGACUAAGCUUGGUCUGAUGGGCAUCUCUAUGUCCGGUUUAUUGGCGGCACGCGCUGUGGCAUUUGAAAGGCGCAUCGCUGCAGUCUUCAGUAUUGACGGCCUUUACAAUUUUGUCGAUACGCCUGUCUUUGACCCGGACCAUGGUCUUGCGUCUUUUGCUCAUAUCAAAGACUUCGAUUCUGCCGCUGUUUUGUUUAACAAUCCCAGCAUUCCGACUACUGCUCGUUGGGCAUUAUCUCAUGGUCUCUGGGCUUUCAAUGUUAAAACCCCAGCUGAAUAUCUUGACAAAGCGAAGAUGUUCUCCUUGGUUGGAAUAGCGGAUAAAAUCGAAUGCCCAGUCUUUGUUGCUUGUGCCGAAGAUGAUCACUUUUUCAAGGGACAGCCUGAGGCAAUGAGGGACGCUCUCGGGGACAGGGCACACUACCAUGUUUUCACUAGUGAGGACGCUGCUGGAGAACAUUGUCAUGUUGGCGCUGCGAGACAUUGCAAUCAUGUCUUAUUCGAUUGGUUUGAGAAGGAGAUUAUCAAAGCUUAG